CUUGCCUGCCGCCCCCACGUCUCGCUCGCCUGCUGCGUGGUGGACUCCCUACCUCUCCCCAGUAUUUGAAUCCUUCGGUUUCCUCUUCUCGAAUAACCUGCUCGCCGCUUUUCCAUCGCCGGGAUGCCCAACAAUGCCGUCCUUGCCUCCACCUGUGUCUCCACCUAAGGCCGCCGUCGUGUCCGCCCGUUCUUCAAACGGGCCUGCUGCCACAUUCACGAGCCUGGUCUUCACUUCUCUGUUCCCGGUCGUAUUCCCCAUAUAUUCAAUCUCUGGAUUCCUAGGCCGAGAUUGCAGCUGGUAUACAACGGCAAGAGGACAUAUCCAGUGUCCUGACUCCAGAAUCGUCAUCGUAUUCAACAUUCUCCUGCAGAUAUUGCUUAUACAUGUACAUGUGCCUGAGGAUUUGAGACCCCAACAGAAGAUUGCCAAUAUCUACUUCAAUGCUGGCAGGGAAGGCCAAAUGUUCCCAAGGAGGUGAUGCAGUAAUGCUCUCUGUGCUGUCCAGAAAGUAACACCAGUUGGAAAUUAUGCAUGUUGAUGCUGCAUGUUGUAUCAAUUUUAUCUGUGUGUGGGCAAUUCUUUGUCAAUGAUAUGUACACGUUUUUCUAUUCUUAGGGUUUGGGUAGCAGAGAUUAUGGUGAAAAAGUAACAUCAGAUAGUUGAUUUAAGUACUUUGUAUAUCAAUGUAUGUACAACAUAUAUCUUCCAUGUAUCGCCUUAUAGUGCACCCUUGGGUGAAGA
Messenger RNA from Lolium rigidum, 744 nucleotides. RefSeq lists its product as uncharacterized. The transcript is spliced from 4 exons. Lineage: Eukaryota; Viridiplantae; Streptophyta; Magnoliopsida; Poales; Poaceae. The record is from RefSeq and is a predicted model, not a curated record. Bases 134 to 481 code for a protein of 115 amino acids.